AUGUGGGGCCUGGAUGGGGCUCCACACAAGUCCGAUCUGGAUCUGCACACCUUCGUCAAUGGGGUCGAACUUUACUUCAAGAAGAAAGUGGUGGAAUCCUGCAAGUUGGAUUUCGACGCGAAUUCCAGAGAUGCCAACGAGACUCCGGCCGAGAACCUGUCGUUGAAUCAGCCAGGGAAUUUCGACAUUUUCGUGAACAAUUUCAGCAAUCGCGACAAUGCGGACGUCCCAUUCAAGGUGAUCGUGCGGAAAUCCGGCGUGGAGGUGGCAGAGCAUUCCGGAGUUUGGCCCAAGUCGCGCGUGAAGGGCGAACUUUUGAAGGUUUGCGCCGUGACAGUGAGCCCUGAGGACCUGCAAGAGAAGCCAGCCGACAGCCCCAAGGAAGCUGAGAAGUCCGGUAAAAAGGUAAGCGUUAACGCCAUGAAGCUGCAAGUGCAUCAAGCCUUUGAGACUUGGCAGUCCUGCUUUGCGGAGGUUUUAACCCCCACCUUCGCCCGGGACGGCAAGGGCAAGACGGUGAUUUGGAGGAACUUGCGCUCGCCGACAGAUACGCCGGUGCGACUACCAAAGCGAGGUAAUGCGAAGCCAAUGCAUCAUGGGCCUCUCAAAGUGGUGCGUGAAGACGGCUCAGAGCAGGUGCGAUAUUUCUUGGUUUUCAGCGACCGCUUCGAGCACUUCACAGAUGCUGCCAGUGCCCAACGCGGUGAUGAAGGAGGUAUUGUCAAUGCCAUGGACGUGAAAGCCGUUCGUGUGGUGGAAGAAGCCUUCAUUUUCGAGCUGCACAAUGGCAGUCUGGAAGUUCGAGUUCCUGUUGGGGAGGAUAUGGAAAUCUGGGUGUCAGCCUUCCAAUUGCUCUUCCACCCCGGGAAUGAUGCCAGCCAAACGCCCAGCAACAUUGAUGAUGCCGGGCAGUUCAUCAACCGAAGAAGUCCCUUCUUGAAGGAAGGAGGUCAAUCUGCAGAGAGGGGGAAGUUUGAGAAGACAGAAGUUGCUUCUGAGGUCAACGAUGAACGCUUUCAGCAUUGGUUGCAGACGCUGCCAGAAAAGGUGGUGCACUGGGGCUUGCUGGGCUUUCAGCAUAACCAGCGAUUGGCCGUGCGGCUAACAAUCCUUUUCAAGGAUCGCAUGGAUAGCUGGGGGAGUGCUUUGCAGGCCAGCUUUGGAGUGAAGGAGGACAGUCGGAUCUUGAUGUCCAGCAUUCGCGGCGUGGAGACCGUGAGUGGAGGCUUGAUCCUGAACCUUGGAGGGAAAAAGGUGGGCAUUCACGUUGGAGGCAACGACAGCUUGCACCAAUGGUCGAAAGCUUUGCUAACUGUCCUGGCACCCAACAAGGCAAAUCUCUCCACUCAGUUGUCCAGCCCGCAGGAACAGCGAGCAAGGUCGGAGACCCCUCGUGCAACGCCGCGCAAAGGGCGCGACUGGGUUCCUGAGGUGGCCUAUCGAACCACCAAGUCGAUCUUGGCGGGGGAGGGCUUAUCCGGCGCUGGCAAGCGCACCACUGUGGUGCACCGGGGUGUGGCCGUGAACCUCAAGAAGGAGAGGGAUAGUUUGAAGCGUUUCGCAAUCAACACUCACAAGGCUGGCGUGGGAUGCUGA
Messenger RNA from Cladocopium goreaui, 1596 nucleotides. The record is from the annotation of a GenBank genome assembly. NCBI's taxonomy places the organism in Eukaryota, Dinophyceae, Suessiales, Symbiodiniaceae.